AUGACCCGUGCCAUGGCUGCCCAGCACGGCCCAGAAAAUAUUCAGGUUAACUGUGUUUGCCCCGGAAUGGUAUUCACCCCAAUGGUACGAGGCAGAGAACGCCAGGAUCGUAUCAACCAAAACCUCUUGAAGCAGGAAGGUACAGGAUGGGAUGCUGGUUAUGGUAUGAAAGUUCCCCAUCAGGUUGUUCACAAAGUACAUCUAAUAAAUGAACAGCUAUUCUCUUUCUUUGUAGCAAGGAGGCGAAGUGAAUCACUGGAUUUAAUCAUGCCUGUUGAUGGCGGCACCACCGCAGGGAAGGCAGACCGACCAGCCUCGACGGCUGAUACUCUCGCCGAGCAGAACACGAAGAUUCCCAACAAUGCUCAAGCAAUA
Penicillium waksmanii is the source of this 375-nucleotide messenger RNA. RefSeq lists its product as uncharacterized. The annotation marks the transcript as partial. The record is from RefSeq and is a predicted model, not a curated record. The transcript has 3 exons. Lineage: Eukaryota; Fungi; Ascomycota; Eurotiomycetes; Eurotiales; Aspergillaceae.